Messenger RNA from Echinococcus granulosus, 1179 nucleotides. RefSeq lists its product as hypothetical. The transcript has 5 exons. Bases 1 to 1179 code for a protein of 392 amino acids. The record is from RefSeq and is a predicted model, not a curated record. Gene Ontology annotation, cellular component: nucleolus. Gene Ontology annotation, biological process: ribosomal large subunit export from nucleus; ribosomal large subunit biogenesis. NCBI's taxonomy places the organism in Eukaryota, Metazoa, Platyhelminthes, Cestoda, Cyclophyllidea, Taeniidae.
AUGCCCUGCAUAAAUUUACCAAUAUUGUCCACAAUUUCUCUUAAGUGGAAUUUUACUUCACUAAGUUCUCAAAAUUACAAACUUGGUUCAAGACGAAUUAAUCAAGUGCACGAGUUGUCAUUGUGGCAUUUGUCUUCACUUGUGUUGGAUUGGGGCAUGAGUGCCACGCUAAUUCAGUCGAAUUUGGACGAAUUAGAAGGCAAUAUUAGGAGGGAUCCAGAGUCCUACUUACCUGAUGUACUUGGGUCUAAUAUUCCUAUAAUUCAUUUAGUUCGAGAUUCAAUACGAAAAUUACAGUUCUCUGGAGGCCACGCCUAUUUGAAGGCGUUUAUAAGACUACGGUUGAGGAAUUUUAUAACGCUGCAACAGUCUGUUGACGUUGCCUUUCGUUUGCAUAGAUGUCAAGACAAACCGGUCCGGAAAAUGCUACGUGGUUUUGUUAUUUCCGAUAUAAAGCGGACAAAUUUGAAAAACAGACCAGAAAAAUCCAAUUCUGUGAUCCAGUCUUUCCUUGCGUCAUCGAUAAAAGAUGGGAACACAACUGUCGCAAAAGAAGCAGUUGUUGUUCUGGUCGAGUUGUAUAGAAGAGACGUUUGGAAAAAUGAGAAGUCAGUUAAUCUGAUAGCAGAUGCGUGUUUCGCCAAGUCUAAAAAGGUAUACUCCAAAGCGGUUCGGUUCUUCCUCGGUCACAAUGAGAAGUCGACAGAACAAGGGAGCAGCAGUGACAGCGACGCUAAUGUCGGUCUUGACACAAAAAUAAAACAAUUGAAGUUGGGCCACCGCGUGGGAACUAAAUCAAAGAAGCGGGCGAAGCGUCUCGACCGUGAUAUUGACAAUUUAAAGCGUAAAAGUGAGCGGAAGUUGAAGAAGCAAAAGCCUAUGGGUAUCAAUGUUCCCGCUCUCAAUAUGAUUUACGACCCUCAAACUUUUACUGAAAAGCUAUUUCACAAACUUGAAAAGUGCAACGAUCGCCUAGAAAUACGCUUACUUUUGCUUGAGUUGAUCAGCCACCUCAUCGGUGUCCACCAACUUUUAUUGCUGAAUUUCUAUCCCUCAUUGCAACGGUUUUUGCGUCCACAACAGCGAGAAAUUACUCGACUCCUCCUAUUCGCUGCCGAAGCCAGUCACGACCAAGUCCCACCAGAUGUACGUGUUCAUACGCUGUUAGUAUCUGAUUGA